This is a messenger RNA of Raphanus sativus (radish), 1152 nucleotides long. RefSeq names its product V-type proton ATPase subunit D. The transcript has 2 exons. Gene Ontology annotation, cellular component: proton-transporting V-type ATPase complex; vacuolar membrane. Lineage: Eukaryota; Viridiplantae; Streptophyta; Magnoliopsida; Brassicales; Brassicaceae. Bases 182 to 967 code for a protein of 261 amino acids. The record is from RefSeq and is a predicted model, not a curated record. Gene Ontology annotation, molecular function: proton-transporting ATPase activity, rotational mechanism.
AGUUACACAACCAGCCCCUUUCUUUUCUCCACGAUCAACGACGAAGGUCGAAUACGAUCGCCAUUUUCCAGUCUCUCUCUCUCUCUCUCUGUGUCUUCGUUCAAUCUUAUCUCAGUGAUUUACUUGCAAGAGAAGUAUCCUCUUAAGCUCUCUCUAGAGUCUCAGUUUUCUUUUUCACACCAUGGCCGGCCAAAACGCGCGUUUGAAUGUGGUCCCCACUGUCACAAUGCUCGGUGUGAUGAAAGCUCGUCUCGUCGGAGCCACAAGAGGCCACGCUCUCCUCAAGAAGAAGAGCGACGCUCUAACCGUUCAGUUCAGAGCCCUUCUCAAGAAAAUCGUGACGGCCAAGGAAUCGAUGGGAGAUAUGAUGAAGACAUCUUCUUUCGCUCUCACCGAAGUCAAGUACGUCGCCGGCGAGAACGUCAAACACGUCGUCCUCGAGAACGUCAAAGAAGCCACGCUCAAAGUCCGGUCAAGGCAAGAGAACAUCGCCGGGGUGAAGCUCCCCAAGUUCGAUCAUUUCUCCGAAGGAGAGACCAAGAACGACUUGACCGGUUUAGCUAGAGGUGGGCAGCAAGUCCAAGCUUGCCGUGUGGCUUACGUGAAAGCCAUUGAGGUUCUAGUCGAGCUUGCUUCUCUCCAGACUUCGUUCUUGACGCUUGACGAAGCGAUCAAGACGACUAAUCGGAGGGUGAACGCUCUGGAGAACGUGGUGAAACCGAAGAUUGAGAAUACGAUCAGUUACAUCAAAGGAGAGCUUGAUGAGCUCGAGAGGGAAGAUUUCUUUAGGCUGAAGAAGAUUCAGGGAUACAAGAGGAGGGAAGUCGAGAGACAGGCUGCUAAUGCUAAGGCCUUUGCUGAGGAAAUGGUUCUUGAAGGGAUCUCUAUGCAGAGAGGGAUUUCGAUAAACGCUGCUCGUGAUUUACUUGCUGGUGGUGCAGAGAAGGAUGCAGACAUUAUUUUCUGAGGUGUGCGUGUGUGUGUCUGAGAGGCUCUCUAUUUAUAUUUUUGUUUGUGAUUGUUUGGUUUAUUAAUCGGUUCAUCGGAGUUUAUGUUUCUUCAAAUAAAAUGGAUUUGAUGUAGAUGAAAGAUUGUUGUAUCAUCUUGAGUUGUGAUUUGCUAUGAUUUUCCUGAAGAGGUUUGUGAUUGUUA